CAAUGUCUCUGCCGGGCUUUCUUCCCGCCGUUGCCGCCGUUUUCCCAGAAGGCCGCGCGGUGGCGGCCGUUGCUAAGCAGCGGGAAGCGGACCUCGGCCUGUUCCGGGCCUCGUUAGGAGGAUGAAGCAGAAGAAGUCCAAGGGCUGCCCGCCCAAGCCCAGCCCUGGCCGCAAGCGUAAGGACCUCAGCGAUAUCUCCCCCUCUACAAGCUUGCCACCUCUCGUAGAAGGACAACUACGCUGUUUUCUGAAGCUGACAGUUAGCAAAAUCUUAUGGAUGAUUGCCAAGCCACCCGCUUCCAUCCUUAUCCGGGUGAGGUGGUGGGGAGAAACCUCAGAUGGAACCAUCUUUGUUCCCCGGCAUACCUCUUCGGCUGAGCAAAAAGUCGUUAAAAGCACGACCCGCUACCCAAUUCGGUGUGGACCAAAACAAUUUGUCUCCUAUUUGACAGAUAUGGGUGCUCUCAUCCUGGAAGUCAUGACCAAAUCAGAUCACCUUCCAAUUGGCCGGGUUCAAGUCAGUGGACUGGCACAGCUCUCUCCAAGCCACCCAAUCAGUGGAUUUUUUACCGUUGUCUCACCGACAUCUGAGAAGAUGGGUGAGCUGCAGGUAUCGCUUGUUCUAGAACCUCUGUCUGAAACCUACGAUAGCAGCAGCUCCGUCCCAAAUACAGAUGUGAGCUUCAAUGUUGGGCUGUCAGCCCAGGGAGCCAAAGAAACAAUGGACUCUAUCCAGUUCCUUCCACCACCACAGCUUCACAGACUGCCUAGCACAAAUAUCAUUGGGAGAGACUCAACUGGCAGUAGUAGGGCCACUACACCAAGGGGGAAAGAUCGCUUGUACUUUCAAGAGAACUCUGAGAACACAAAAGAAGGCUUUUUUGGACCUCAGCAUCACUUUAUCCCAGGACAGAAUGAUUCCUUUAAUGCAAAUGAUCCCAAGCAACAAGGGUUGUAUCCUGGUGGCUGUAAUCAUGAGGCUCAAGUUAGGUUACCCAAGGAAAGUCCAAAUCCUGUCCGUAUUCUUACUUGCAACAACCCACCCACAAAAGAUCUACUUUCAGCCCUUUUGGAUAAAGGCAAUAGACUCCGAAAUGCUAUGAUUGUAUCUGCAAUGAAAUCCAGUCCUGACCCUGGUAUAGACCUUUCCGGAGCUCAUCCUUCCAUAAAUCAAGACGUCUCCAGACAAGCCGAAAAAAACCUGAAGAACCUGCAACCAUGCCUCAUAUCUGCUGUUGAGGAUCCUCUUCAGCCACCACUCGACUGCUCAGAAUUUUAUAUACAUGCUGAAAACAGAGCAAUCCAGCUGUUGUUUGGCAGUUCUGAUUUUUCCCCUGUGCGUCUUUUGAACGGUACAGACUCCCCGCCAGAAUCUCUCUCUCCUGGGAGUGAGGUAUACGACAGUGAGCUGAACGAUCCCCACUAUGACCAGAGUCUGCUGGAGAACUUGUUCUACACAAAUCAAAAGUCUGACAGCAGCUUAAGUGACUUCCUCAGUGAAGAGGAGGAGACUGUUUCUUCUGGAAAACUAAACAGAUCUCAGAACAAGCAGCCUCGGAGGUCACAGAAGGCUUCAGCAUCUAGUCCCUUGGGUCAGAAAGGGAGGAAGACUCCAGAGACAAAACCCAGCAAUUCCCCUGUCAGACCUCUUCCUCUUCAUGAGACUUCCACGGAAGCUGCAAAGGAAACGCAAGCUGUCGACUUGAGCCUUGACAGGCUGGCCAUGCUGGGUCGGAUCCAUUUAGCCAGAGCCGUAGUUGAGAGCCUAAGGAUCCCCCCUGAGAACAGCACUCAGAGUCCUCUAGGCAAAAAAAGCUUAUCCGGAAAACCACCCAGGCCAGCAUUGGCUAAAAAGAGGACUUUCUUUGUUGAGUAUCACUUUCCAGUGGGAGCUUCAAAGAACGAAACAGGGCAGGUUGCCAUAACCACUGAAAUAGUUCGGGUAGCUUCAAGUAAAAUCUCAGGGGAAGGGGUGACGUUUCAACAGCGGUAUGUGUUCCCCGUUCACUUCAGUGGCACAAUGAUAACCCACUGGUGGAACUCGGACCUUGAGUUUAACAUCUACUUGAGAAAAGGCACAGAAAGAAAGCCACUGCUAGUCGGCUCAGCAGUUUUUCCACUGCGAGACGUUAUUCUGUCUGAACAACUAACGGUCAGCCGUGAGCUGCCUGUGAAAGAAGAUGGAUGUCUGGCCCAGCUAGGGCCUUUAAAGGUGUCUCUGGAACUUGCAGCUGACAACAAAGACUUCCCCAGCGCCAACACCAAAGCAGCAAAUGUGGCCCUGCAAGCUUCAGUGUAUGCCGUUAGGGGCCCCCGGAUAAAAUUUCAAGAAGUUGGGAGGAGCGCCACCCCUGCCGGCAGCCCCCAGAUCUUGAAGCAAAGUACUUGCCAGCUCCCAAAGAGACCCCAAGAGCCUUUGCCUACAGCCCCGGAAAGGCCCGGCAUUGGUGGGGGUCAGCAGCCAGUCCCUGCACCCGUGUCCCGUAACCUCCUGACCCAGCUAAGUGCAUCGGAAGAGGAGGGCUUACUCUUGCAUGUCCUCUUGAUGGUCCCGGAAGGGGAAGUCUUUCUUCCCAGGGAUGCUGGACUUCAUGGCUCUUGUAACAUAUAUUUAAACUGCAAACUCUUCAGCACAGAAGAAGCCACGAGGUCUGCUGUCAUAUGGGGGACCAUGCAGCCCACCUUCCAGUUUUCUCAGGUAACUCCUGUUUCAUUGACAUCUAAACAUCUGGAGAGGCUGAAGAACAAUGUCAUGGUUCUAGAGGCCUGGAAUAAGGUGCCUGGAGGCCCCGGAGGAGACCGGCUGCUAGGGCUGGUGAAGCUGCCCCUCCAUCAGUUCUAUGCUUCUUUCAAAGACCCCAAGAUUUCCAACCUACUGCUCCAGGCUCAGUAUCCAGUGCUGGCUGUGGAUGGCUCCAUGCCUGUGGUUGACGUCUUCACGGGCAAGAAAAAUGGGACCUUGAAGGUCAUUCUGGCCAUGGGCUCGGCUGAGCAGGUUGUGGCGCUGCAGAGGCUCAAGAACGACGAAGGAAUGGCGCCUCCCGUGGUGCUGCGCCCUCCGCAUUCUCUGGACCCUCUGGCUACGCCUCUUCCAAAGCAGUCGGACAGGGAACGUGAAGGGCUGAUGGAACACGUUUUUGAGAUCCACAUUGAGAGUGUCAAAGGGCUCACUCCCCUCCAGUCCACCGUCUGGGGAGAGGCUGACUGUUACGUGCAGUACCACUUUCCAGUGCAGGAGCCAGAGUCCAAUGUACUCCAUGGGACAGAGCUUUAUGAGAGUGGCCUUGGGUUGAAGCCUUUCCGCUCAGCAACUACCCUGUGUGUCCCUGACCCCGCCUUCAAUGACGAGCGGCAUCACUCCUUAAUGGUCCCUGCAGAUGUCCCUGUCCAGAGGCUGCUGCUCAGCGCUUUCUCUGCUCAGGGCUUCGGAGGAGGAGGAGGAGGAAUUCAGUUUGAAAUCUGGUGCAGGUAUUACUAUCCUAACGUGCGAGACCAGAUGGUUGCCCGAGGGAUCUUGCCGCUGUCUCGCCUGUGUGCCAUGGUGACCAGGCAGCACCGGGAGGAAGUGGGGAUCCAGACCUUUAGUCUGCCAUUAAUCCCAAGAACGGGGAGCACGGAGGAAUCCCAUCCCCGGUCCUCAGGUCUGCUUGAUGUGAGCAUAAAAUACAGGCGCUCCCUGAAAGCCACAGAAGGCAUCCUAGCAGCUCAAACGGUCUCUAUUUCUGUUCAGAUACAUGUAGCAGCCGGCUUGCAGGCAGCAGCCAGAGCUUUGGCAGAAAAGAACCCUUCACUCCAAUGCAGCGCAGAAGUUGGAGUGAAUGCUUAUGUGUCCAUGCACGUUCCCUUCCUCCCUGAGGCAGAGAGGCGCGACACGCGAGCCGUGGCUCGGACUUUCUGCCCAGAAUUUGAGCACCACACUGAGUUCCCGUGCAAUCUCGUGGUCCAGAGGAGCAGCGGAGAAGCCUGUUGUCUAGGAGAGCUCUUGCAGCUUUCAGAGAUCACCUUUUCCAUCUUUCACAAGAACGUGGACUCGGCAUCAUAUGGAACAAAACCUCAGACUUCAAGGGAUUAUCUGCUAGGAACUGUCAAGGUUCCAACCAGAGAUCUGUUGAUCAGAAGAUCAGGUAUCAGAGGCUGGUUCCCGAUAACUCUCCCAGAGGAUCUGAUGCCUUCUCAUUGUGCAAAUAUCUUGCAAACCAUAGUUGGCGGCCUGGAGCUUUCUCUUACAUUUGCUCAUCCUGGGGACCGAGAACGUGUUCUGGAUGCUGCUACGCUCUUAGGCUGGAAUUUGGAGGAAGCCAAAACUGAGAGUCUGCCGGGCAGUAGUGAGAGUGAAUGCCAGCCAACUCCCAACCCAGCAGUGGUGACUGUUUCCAUCCCUCGGCUGUGGCUACCACUGCAUUGCGUGUUACUUGCAGGACAGACGCACUUGCACAAAAGCGUCCAUUGCUACCUUCGAUAUAAACUGUACGACCAAGAAGCCACAUGGACGUCACUUAGGAGGCCCAAAUUAUCUGAAGACCAAAAGCACGUGACCGUGAGCUUCAAGAAAAGCAAACAAAUGGAUCUCCUGUGGAGCCAAGCGUUACUGUGGUACUUCAAGGAGGAAAGACUGGAGCUGCAAGUGUGGCGGGCUUAUGGGAACGAAAGCCACACAGAGAGGCCUCUGGAUACGGAUCGACUGAUUGGGUCGGCCUAUGUGGACCUUGCCGCGCUUGGAGAGAGCUCAAGGAAGAAAAGGACAGUUAGCGGUGUCUUCUCCUUGUUCCGCCGCAAUGCCUCAAACUUGUUGGGAGCCGCUGUGAGAGUUCACAUUGUGGUAGCUUCCACCAGCCCCUCCAGAUUUGAACCAACUGAAGACGGCGGCAGCAGCUGCAGUGAUCGUGAGGAAAGCAGGAAGGGGCCCGAGCAAGACUCGAAACCUCACCUGGAACCUGAUCCCUCAGUUGUGGAGAUCCUCAGUGAGAAGCCAUCUGAGGAGUCUCCCCCCGCAGUGGAUCAUGAACAAACGUUUGCUGUCAGUAUCCUUGUGGAAAGAGCCAUGCACUUAAGUUUAAAAGGGAGUCCUCUCACCGAACGUGGAGUAACGGCACCCAGUAGCUACGUGUCCUUUGUUGCUGCCGAUGCUGAUAACCUCAUUACCACAGAAAUAGUUGGAAAUACGGACUCACCUGUUUGGGACUUUCAGCAGCAGACUAGACUCUCCAAAGAGCUUCUGUUGGAUCCGCAGCAAACACUCGUCUUCAAAGUGUGGCAUAAAGCAGAUGUUGAACGGGUGAUUGGCUUUGCCUCAGUGGAUCUCUCCCCCCUCCUCUCUGGCUUCCGGUUAGUCUGUGGCUGGUAUAACAUCACGGACUUCAGCGGACAGUGUCAAGGGCAGAUCAAAGUUGCCGUUUCCCCCCUUGAAAGCAUCACUCAUCUCAGAGGAGAAAGGCAGGCAAGAAGCCAGACAAAAGCUGCAGGAUCUUCAAUUCCAACAACCAGCCCUUUUGCGCUCCAGGUGAGGGACUUGUAUGCUGCGUUUCCCAGCUUCUCCACAAGAGGCACCGGCGACCUUUUAUGCUCCUCAUUGAAGGGCCCUGAUGCCACCAAUCAGGAGAGGGUUGGAUCCUCCGGGUCCUGGAUGCCUCGUCAUGAAGAGCAUGUGCAGAACAUCCGCCGAUUCCAUGAGUCGCUGCAGCAAGCGGAAGGGAACGCACACCAGUGUGGAAGGCUGGAUUCCUUCUCCCCUUCCUCGCACACUUCCCUUCUCGGAACUCUCAAGAGAAACCUGAGCGAGCUGGAUGAGAUUCAGAGGUACUUCGGUCAAAAGCUAACCAGAUCUUAUCCUGACUUGGGUGCUCCGUGCAGAAAUGUGGGUGAUGAUCUUGGUGCAAGUCACCAGAGUCCUGCCUCCAGAGUGGUAGAUUCAGAAGGAUGUCAUCUGCUGGAGAAGUCCAGGCAUCUGGUUUCGCAAGUCAGCAGCCUGAUUGUUGACUUGCAAAGCAAUGUAAUGAAAAAUGCUGAAGAAUCCCCAGGAGCCGGUGGAAAUGGUAGCAGAUACUCCAGUGCCAAUGGCUCCCUUGGUGGGGUUCUGGACCAGAGAGAAGAAGCUGCUAGGACUGAGAUGCCCAAAGGCCAUGCAAGGAACGAAGCCCCCAGUGCCUCUGUAGACAAAGAGCCUCCACUCCCUCUUGGGAAAUCUCCUUACAGAGUAGGCAUGCUGUACGAAUUCCUUGGCCAAGCCACAUCCCAAAGUGACCCUCCCUUAUCUGUUCCCCUUAGCCCUAGAGGGGAAGAUGCUGUUCAGUCCCACAGUGAGGAGGAGGAAGGGGAGUAUGAAGAGGAUGUCAUAGAGCCGAAAACGCUGAAUGAAAUCACCACCAUGACGGACAAAACCAGUCCCUGGUCCAGCCUUGUCUCUGAAGCAGAGGAGGAUUCUGGCCAAGAAGCAGCAAUCGCAAGGAGUUCUGACCGUCUUGCAGGGACUGAUGAACAUUCACUUAAAGGGGGAAGUGUCAGAAGCAGCUCUGUGUCCAGCGUAACCCCAGAUGACCCUCAGAGCGUGCCCAGUACCUCUAGGUCCAGUGACAGCCCCUUUAGGGAAGAUGGGGGUGAUGAAUAUGUGCGAAGGCAAAGCCUUGAGGGUGGUCCAGAAGAGCUGUUCCAACUUGCUCCCAUCUCGGCUGCAAAUCAAGCAAAGGAUGGGCCUGCAGAGGGACAAAGGUCAGGUGAGGAAGGAGCACUGGAAAUCCAGGGCAGAGGAGCAGAUGGAAAGCCACAUAUUUCGUGCCGAGGUGGAGGAGACUCUGCAGCCACUCAGGCCAUUGCCCCAGAGAUGGGGGAGGGGAGAGUGGGAUUGCAGGGUAGUCCCCGAGGGGAGGAAGGAACUAAGUUGAAUGCAGAGGAUUGCCCUGGAGUAGCAGAAGUGGGACAGCAUUCUGGAAGCUGCUCUGACGAGAGUCACGAAAACCCACCGGAAGAGUCCAGUAAGCCUCUUCGGAAGCCCAGCGUGCUGCUAUCUGACCCUGUGGUCGUCCCCAACUUCUUCCUUCCUCCGCAACAUCUGGAAGCCUCCAUGCGGCUGCUCAGCGUGUCUCCUCCUGCUGCCUUGGCCCCUGCUAGCAAAGCUGGAAGUGGUGCCGUUGCCGCUGCUGGGAGAAUCCCGUACCGAAGGCAGAACCGUCACAACCUGAGCAUGACGCCAGCUGAGGUGCCAGAAGAGGAAAUGAAAAGGAUCGCUAGAAUAUUUUCAGCACAGUUCUCAAAAAAACAAUAGCACAGUGAGUGGGCAGGGAGGCCCAGCAGCCUUGGCUCCAACGCUGGAGCUCCCUGCAGAGACAGCAGCUUGGCCUUGCUGGAAACAGCUGGCUCGUUUGAGGUGCUUCAGAAGGCACGUGUCCCGGCAGCCCAAAUCCGGUGUGAUUCUGAGAAGACUAUAAAGACCUGUACAAGCCCUCUUUGUAUGCAUAGAAGUUCUGUAAUGGUGUAAAAGAGGGAGAUGUGUCAGUUAUCGUAUACCCAAGAGACAGCAUGUGUGCCUGUCCCUCCUAGGAAGACACUUGGAGUUAGUCAAAUCAGCCAGGUAGUUAGGGUAUGGGCACAGCAGCAAUGGUUGCACAGUUUGGAUCUGAGCUUGAAGGUGCCUUUGUCCUUGCCCCUCACUGCAUUCAGCUCCUUCUCCUCACCUGGGUUCUUGCGUUACUCUGCUGCAGCGUGAGUUGCUGCUGGUGCUGCCAAGACACAUGAAAGGCCCUGGACCACCCUGCAAGGAGUCACCCAGGAUGGCCCUCCCCAUUAUCGUGCUGCUAACCCGGAGUUCCAAAGUGUGUUGAGGAGGGGCUGCUGUAAGGUCUGUGGCUUGCCUGGCUUUACUGUGGCAGCCUUGAGAAGGAGCAGCACUGGAACGGUGACCGUGCCACCCACGUAACACCAAUACCAGGCUUCCAGCGGUAGCACCAGCUCUUCCACACAGCCAGCCUCUUUUGCUUUGAGACACUUGACAAAUUUCCUUCCUUUUGAUUCCGAAAUAUCAAACCUCCUAAGUAUCCACCUCUCCCUACCUCUAAUUUAUAAAGAGUUGGGUUGUUGUUGUUUUUAAGGCCGACUUGGAUUUUCUUUUUCAAGCUAAGCAAUGGAAAUAAAAUCUAUUUCAUAUAGAAAUACCUUUUCUGGGCAGAAGAGUGUGAUCUGUGAAAGCCUAGUGUGGGAGAUGAAAGUUGAUAUUUUGCUUUUCUUAUCCUUAUAACACAGCCCAGGGUUCCAAUCCUGAAGGUAGAAUGUACAAGGUGAAAAAUGCCUUGUUUUGCACUUAGUAUUUUUUGCAAGACUACAGUUCCCACCUUGAGUACGGGUCUCGUGUGCAUCUGAAUACUUUUGACAACAUACAAAAUGGCAACGCAAGGACACUGGCCUCAGACUAAGACUCUGCAGGGACUCAGAUGAGCCAGGGCUGUUCUCUUCUUUUCAGUAUUGUGAAAUGCUCUGUGAAUGUGGAGAUUUCCUCGGCAUUGGGCAGAAAGGGGCACCCUCUGUUUGCACACUUUGCAAAUGCGCAUCCCAGUUGAGUUGUGCAAAUUGCACACCACUGAAUCAGAAUUGUGAAUAUAUUGAUAAGAAACAAGUACUUUUUGUUAAAUAUAAGUAAUAUUGUGGAUAUAAAUUAUUUCACGUAUUUACAUCAAAAAAGCUCAUCAGAUCUUGAAAAGUUACAGUCCUAAAUGGAAACCAUGCUAAUUUAUUUGUAAAGGGUCACUUUUUAACAGUUAUGAAUCUUUUACACAAUAAAAUGACAUUUAUAUUUUUGUGA
Rhineura floridana is the source of this 8788-nucleotide messenger RNA. It is a transcript of the gene C2CD3, whose product is annotated as C2 domain containing 3 centriole elongation regulator. Lineage: Eukaryota; Metazoa; Chordata; Lepidosauria; Squamata; Rhineuridae. The record is from RefSeq and is a predicted model, not a curated record. Bases 122 to 7258 code for a protein of 2378 amino acids. Gene Ontology annotation, cellular component: centriole; centriolar satellite. The transcript is spliced from 33 exons. Gene Ontology annotation, biological process: centriole elongation; cilium assembly.